This is a messenger RNA of Diabrotica virgifera virgifera (western corn rootworm), 2589 nucleotides long. Its product is annotated as zinc finger protein 664-like. The record is from RefSeq and is a predicted model, not a curated record. Gene Ontology annotation, molecular function: RNA polymerase II cis-regulatory region sequence-specific DNA binding; DNA-binding transcription factor activity. Bases 372 to 1595 code for a protein of 407 amino acids. The transcript has 2 exons. Gene Ontology annotation, biological process: regulation of transcription by RNA polymerase II. Lineage: Eukaryota; Metazoa; Arthropoda; Insecta; Coleoptera; Chrysomelidae.
AUACAGUGUGUUAGAAAGAGAUGCCGCAAACCAAUCCAAGAGAUCUUGUCGUCAGGAAGCGCGGAAGGAGGCACACUCUAUGUACCUAUGGUUUGCCUCCCGACUGCCAUAUUGAUUUAAUUUUGACAGCUUUUGUAAUGCCCUACAGAACAUAGCUGUGGCUGUGACAGGUGACAGCUUUGCUUUGUUUUUGUGGUUUUUGUUUUUAUUUUUGUUCAUUUCCUUUUCGCCUUUUCCUAGCGUACUAGGCUAGUCUAGCGUAGUUAGGCCUAGGAAGGCUAGAGCUAGCCUAGCUGGAAUUUAUAUUUUGUGUUGAUUUAUUUACUUUUCGUAUGUAUUAUUAUUGAAAUACAAAACUAAAGUUCAAUCAAAUGGAAGUAAAACAAGAAGUUGGUGAUGGGGCCUGUAAAGCAGAGAUAUCUUAUAAUGCUGUAGAUGAUGGUCUUUUGGAUAUUUGUAAAGUGUAUAUCAAGGAGGAACCCAAGCUAGAAAGUACAUACGAUGCAUUUGAUUAUUUAGACUUAAAAGAAUUCCCCAUAAAGACUGAAAUAGAACAAGAGGAACAUACACUUACAUCAUGUAAAGAAAGACAAACAAAUAGAGAGGGUUUUACUCAGGAGGAGAAUAAAAUAGAAGGUAUGGAAACAGUUUGUGAACAUUCAUCCCGUAACCAACACUAUACGAGUCGACGCGCCAAAGGAAAAACUGUAAAUAAAAAUGUAAAAGUUCAGACUAGACAGGGACCUUACAAAUGUGAGAUUUGUUUCAAACAGUUUUCUAAAACACAGUAUUUGAAACAACAUUUAAGAAGGCACACUAGAGGAAAACCUCACAAGUGUGAAAUCUGUUUUAAGCACUUUAGUCAAGUAGGACAUUUGAAAAGACAUUUGACAGUGCACACUGGAGAAAAACCUCACAAGUGUGAAAUAUGUUUUAAGCAGUUUAGUGAAGCAGGUACUUUAAAAAGACAUUUGAGAACGCACACGGGAGAUAAACCUUAUAAGUGUGAAAUCUGUUUUCAGCAGUUUAGUCGAGCAAGUGAUUUGAAAAGACAUUUGAGAGUACACACUAGAGAAAAACCUCACAAGUGUGAAAUCUGUUUUCAGCAGUUCAGUGAAGCAAGUACUUUAAAAAUACAUUUGAGAGUGCACACGGGAGAAAAACCUCACAAGUGUGAAAUCUGUUUUAAGAAGUUUAGUCAAGCAGGAAAGUUGAAAGUGCAUUUGAGAGUGCACACUGGAGAAAAACCUCACAAGUGUGAAAUAUGUUUUAAGCAGUUUAGUGAAGCAGGUACUUUAAAAAGACAUUUGAGAACGCACACGGGAGAUAAACCUUAUAAGUGUGAAAUUUGUUUUCAGCAGUUCAGUCAAGCAAGUACUUUAAAAAUACAUUUGAGAGUGCACACGGGAGAAAAACCUCACAAGUGUGAAAUCUGUUUUAAGAAGUUUAGUCAAGCAGGAAAGUUGAAAGUGCAUUUGAGAGUGCACACUGGAGAAAAACCUCACAAGUGUGAAAUUUGUUUUCAGCAAUUUAGUCGAGCAGGACAUUUGAAAAAUCAUUUGAGAGUGCACACUGGAGAAAAAACUCACAAGUAGUGAUGUAAGAAGAGAAUAUUCUCGAGAACGGGACUAUUCUCGAGAAUAUUCUCAGCCAGUAUAUUCUCGUUCUCGAGAAUAUUCUCUUGAGAGUUGCUGCGUCCUUAAUCGUGUUAAGACGAUACAUAAAAAUGAAAAACGGAAAAUGUGGAUACGGCUUUUCUAAGUAAACGCGAAACAAUGAGUAAUUUAAGUAUGGAAAUAAUGCUAGACAAUUAUUUGUUUAAGAAUUUUACAAGAAUGUCAAAAAGUGAUUUCGAACUAUUAAUAAAUAAUGAUAGGGCCAAGAAUAGAGAAGAAAUAUCAAACAUGAGAAAUGCAAUACCAAUCUCAUCAAGAUUAGCAAUUGUUAUUUAUAUAUACUAACAGUUUUAGUUUAAUGGAUUUAUUCAGGGUGCACUACUCUUCCAUUUGUCUCAUAGUUCCAGAAGUAUGCCAAGCUCCACAAAUCUGGACGUAAAUGUACUGCAUUAAUAAACCUUAUUGUGAUUUCAUUUGACCACGUAUUCAUCUUUUCUUUGUAUGUUUUGACAAAACGAAAUUAAAUUUCAACAGAGUACAGGAAAUAAAGAGGAAAUACAGAGCAACAUGCAAAAUUUUCCACAGCAGUUCGACUUUAUCGGCAACGCAUCAGACACUGCACAUGGCUCAGCCAAACGCCGAUAUUUUCAUUAGAUGGCUGUAAUGUUGCCAGAAACACACCAAAUAUAUAUUUUCGGCAACAUAUCGCUUCAAAAACUAGCCCGUCUAAAUGCUCCUUUAGACGUAGACCAAUCCAUGACUGACCUGACGACUCGUGAAAAAUAAAAUCCCACAACUUCUCAUCAGUACAUUGAAAUGCAGAAUGUAGAUGACCAUUAUGAGCUAAUGAUAGAAAUAGAUUCUGAACCUGAGACCUCAUGUUUUUAUGAUUAAAUCGUCACAUCCAUUACUUGCAUUAUUUGUUGUUAAGAAGAAACUUCCAUUUUUUAUCAAAUAAAUUUUUUAUUUUCUG